Molecule: messenger RNA, 2818 nt
Organism: Oncorhynchus tshawytscha (Chinook salmon)
Lineage: Eukaryota; Metazoa; Chordata; Actinopteri; Salmoniformes; Salmonidae
Product: polycomb protein SCMH1
Exons: 17
Coding region: 590-2767 (725 amino acids)
Biological process (GO): regulation of DNA-templated transcription
Cellular component (GO): nucleus
Molecular function (GO): protein binding
Source: RefSeq, a predicted model, not a curated record
AAUUUCUUGCUAGCGUGAUGAAUUGCUUGGCUUUUGUGUUUUCCCAUGUGUUGGCUUUGUGUUUUGAAUGGAACCAUUUAUCUUAUCCUAGGUAGGCUAACUUAAAAAUCGGUAUUUUAGUCAUAUUAAACGGACUAAUGAUGGUAGCCAAUUUUCCUUAUAGAUAGUACAGCAUUGGCGUGGGUCAUUAUCAAUAAUAGUGGUAGUAGAAGCGAGCUGGUUGGUCUGUCCUACCUAGUAGUUAAUGACGCUGUUAUUUUGGGGGGGGGGAAGGAAAAAGGAGGGAGCUGGUCGACUUCCCCUUGACGCAAUGAAAAAGGCGCACUUCUAUUGAGAGAACCAACUGAAUACACUUUUGAAGACUGUUAUGAUCUUUUAAGUGAGCCCUGAGUGUGUUUGGGUGGGUGACCGAGGUCUGCUGACAGCUGGGGCCACCUCUUUGUUGUACCCUGUCGUCUGCCUCCAACGCCAACCCCCUGCCUGGCCGACAGAAGUGGAGAGCGUUAAGCGCAAUCCGUGGGGAAGUCAACCUGAGCAUCCACAAAUGAAAGAGUGGACUAUUGUGUCUUGAACUUAGUAUUACUGGAGCAUGAAGAAACCAGUGCCACAAAAAGCUAUUGAGUGGAGAGAUGGCAGGCGGAUCAAGCAUGCCCGAAGUGGCCGUCCCUCCCGGGUCCCAUCGCAGUACCAAGGAGGGCACUUCAGUUGGGACAAAUACCUAAAGGAAACAGGUGCUAGUGCUGCACCUGCCCACUGCUUCAGACAGGGUGCAACACCUCCAGUGAAUGAGUUCAAGGCGGGCAUGAAGCUGGAGGCGCAGGACCCUCGGAAUACAACGUCGACCUGCAUUGCAACAGUGGUGGGCCUGACGGGAUCGCGGCUGCGUCUGCGCCUUGACGGCUCCGACAACAAGAACGAUUUCUGGCGCCUGGUGGACUCAUCUGAAAUCCAGCCUAUCGGAAACUGCGAGAAGAACACGGGCAUGCUGCAGCCGCCAUUGGGCUUCCGUCUGAACGCAUCCUCCUGGCCCAUGUUCCUUCUAAAAACACUCAACGGAGCCGAAAUGGCCCCAGCACGCAUCUUUCACAAGCAGGAGCCCCCCGUCCCAGAGCAGAACUCCUUCCAGGUGGGCAUGAAGCUGGAGGCAGUGGACCGCAAGAACCCCCACUUCAUCUGCCCGGCCACGGUGGGGGCGCUGCGUGGCGUGGAGGUGCUCGUCACCUUCGACGGCUGGCGGGGUGCUUUCGACUACUACUGCCGCUAUGACUCCCGGGACAUCUUCCCCGUGGGCUGGUGCUCUCUCACCGGGGACAACCUGCAGCCGCCUGGCACCAAAGCAGUGGUACCCAAGAUCCUCGGUUGCCUUUCAGACUGUAGCGAGGGAACAGCCAUGCACCCCAUGCCAGGACAGCCGCCUGGCCAACGGGGACGCAAGCCAGGCUGCAGGAAAGCCAAGCUGACAGGGCCCUGGGGGCAGAAGGGGGCCGGAGUAGGACCACAGGCCCCCCCGUCCGGAAAGGGACUGGAGCCUAUCAAGGUCCCCAAGAAGAGAGGCCCCAAACCGGGGAGUAAGUUGGGCUGGGCGAAGAGAGAAGGCUGGCUGGAGGGUGCCAUGGCAGGCCCAGGGCGACCCGUGUCCCGGCCCAGAGGGAGGCUGCCAGCCAACUGGACCCAGAGGAUGGCACUGCAGGAGGGACAAGUGGAGUCUAUCAAGAUCCCCAAAAAGAGAGGGCCCAAGCCCGGCAGCAAGAGAAAACAGCGGGUGGUGCCCAACCCCGUGCCCGUUUCCCCCAACAGCAGUAUGCCAGAGCCAGACACCAGCACGGUGCCUCUGGACAACGCCACCAUCCCCAGCGCUGCCUUGCAUGCUGCCACAGUGUGUGUCUACCUGAACAAGUAUGGGAAGGUGGGACCCCACUUGGACGGGCGGCGGGUGCAGCAGCUGCCCGACCACGUUGGUCCAGGCCGGGCUUCCUCGGUGCUACAGCAGUGUGUCCAGGCCUGUGUGGACUGUGCCCACAACCAGAGCUCUGUCUUCUCCUGCCUCAAGCCAGGUCACGGAGGAGAGGUCAUAUCAGCCCACUUCGACCACCAGCACCAUACCCUCACCCUGCCCACGGUCAACAGCGUCACGCACGUCCUGCACUUCCUGGAGAAACUCUGUCACAACCUCUACUGUGACCCUCUGUUUGGGAGCCAGCCCAUCCCUAGAGGGGGCCUGCAUUACGACAGCCAUGCCUACCCAGAAAGGAGAAGUUUUAGGGAGGGCCUCACGACGGGUCCAGGAAGAGGCUCCAAGCGGUUCCUUCAAGAAUCCUACUACAGCCCCCUCCCCCACAAGCUGGCCAAAAACCUCUGCCUCUCCUCGGAAGGUGAGCCUUUCCUCAUGGAGAAUGGUGUAGGGGGGUCGGAGCACUUAAAGAAGAGCCCCCUGUCCCCAGGCUCGACAGGGCAACCUCUGAGCCUGCGGUUCCCCACCAAGUUGCUACAUCUCAACUCUUCAGGCUCUGAGCGUUUCAGAGAGUGCCCCCGGCCCAGUGGCCAGGACCCCAACCUGUGGACGGUAGAGGACGUCAUGCAGUUCAUCAGGGACAUAGACCCUCUACUGGCCCCCCACGCAGAUCUCUUCAGAAAACACGAGAUUGAUGGCAAAGCCCUCCUGUUACUGCGCAGCGACAUGAUGAUGAAAUACAUGGGCUUGAAGCUCGGGCCUGCCCUCAAACUCACAUUCCACAUCGACAGGUUCAAACAUGGACGCCCUUAUUGAGCUCAUCAGCGUCACCCCACCCCGCAACCCUGCUACUUCUACCCCCCUCCC